AUGGUUGCCGCUCGCACGAAGGCCAACUCCAAGAUCCGCCGCAUCGGCAAGAAGAAGGGUGCGACGAUGAAGGACGUCCACCCGUGGCGCUGGGUCAAGCUCUGCAGUCAGCACUUCAAGCAGGAGGGUAAGCUCAUGGUGCCGAACUGCGCUGAGAUUGUGAAAACCUCCCACGGCCGCGAACGCGCCCCGCAGAACCCUGACUGGUACUACAUCCGUUGUGCCGCCAUCCUUCGUGCCGUGUACAUGCGCCCCGGCGUUGGCUACGGCGGUCUGAGCAAGCGCUUCUCAAACAAGAAGAACCGCGGCAGCCGCCCCGAGAUCACCACGCGUGCCUCCAGGGGUCUCCUUCACUGGGGUUGCAAGAGCCUCACGAAGCUGGGCCUUGUUGAGAAGUGCGAGAGCUCAGGCCACCGCAUCACGAAGGCUGGCCGCAAGCUCGCUGACGCGAUUGCCUUCAAGGUCGCGAUUCGCAAGCUCAACACCGCUUCUGUGCAGAAGUGA
Molecule: messenger RNA, 504 nt
Organism: Trypanosoma conorhini
Lineage: Eukaryota; Euglenozoa; Kinetoplastea; Trypanosomatida; Trypanosomatidae
Product: ribosomal protein S19
Exons: 1
Coding region: 1-504 (167 amino acids)
Biological process (GO): ribosomal small subunit assembly; translation
Cellular component (GO): ribosome; cytosolic small ribosomal subunit
Molecular function (GO): structural constituent of ribosome; RNA binding
Source: RefSeq, a predicted model, not a curated record